GCAAACAUUGCCUAGUUUUAUAUCGUGAAAAUGGACAUAUUACAUCCCCAUAUACUAAGUAAACAGCAGCUGUUGGAUAUUUUUCGGCAGCGGCACAUUAUGAUUCCCCGCUUGGAGGAAUCGACCCGGGAUGAACUGAUAAACCUGUACAUGAAAUACCUUCUUCCUCAGCCCCGGAGGGGGUCAUCCUCCAGUACAACCGAACAAAAUUCCUCCCACCUGCAGCAAGAUGUGGAGAUGACAGAUGAUUCCCCGAAAUCCGUCACCAGUCGGAAAUCGGGCUCCAACGUACGAAACCGGAUCGUAUACUCGGAAAGUCCGGUCGAUAACGUUAGUCAUGGGAUGAAACGUAUUAAACUUAUUAGUAGCAUUAGCAGCAGCAGCAUCGGUAGUGCAAAUGCAAGCAGUCCCACUCCGGUCAUAAUUAAGCGAGCGCUCGAAAUUAGUCCCAGUAAGAGUAACUGUAGUGGAAGCACGAUGAGCUCAGCGCCUAGCAAGAGACAGAAGAUAACGUGGCCAUAGUCUACAUGGCUAGCUGGAGCUU
Ochlerotatus camptorhynchus is the source of this 544-nucleotide messenger RNA. RefSeq lists its product as uncharacterized. The coding region runs from base 31 to 522 and encodes 163 amino acids. The transcript is spliced from 2 exons. Lineage: Eukaryota; Metazoa; Arthropoda; Insecta; Diptera; Culicidae. The record is from RefSeq and is a predicted model, not a curated record. Gene Ontology annotation, biological process: embryonic morphogenesis. Gene Ontology annotation, cellular component: tRNA-splicing ligase complex.